CGGAGGCGUUUCAAAGCCUGGAGAGUAAUGACCAAAUAUCUUCCCAGCUGAUGAAGAUCGCACUGGCUUCCCUCUCUAAAAGCAGUUGAAUAGGCAAGAUAGACUGAAAACAGCCAUGGGGGAUGACAGUGAAUGGAUGAAGUUACCUACCGACCAGAAAUGUGAACAUAAGAUUUGGAAAGCCAGGUUAAAUGGAUAUGAGGAAGCACUAAAGCUUUUCCAGAGGAUACAGGACGAGAAGAGCCCAGAGUGGGGCAAAUAUCUUGGACUUAUCAAGAGAUUUGUAACUGAUUCCAAUGCCGUAGCCCAACUCAAAGGCUUGGAGGCAGCAUUUGUAUAUGUUGAGAAUGCACAUGUGGCUAGCAAAACAACAGGCGAAGUGGUUUCUGGAGUGGUUGGGAAAGUGUUCAACCAGCCCAAAGCUCGAGCCAAGGAGCUGGGAACAGAUAUCUGCCUUAUGUACAUUGAGAUCGAGAAAGCAGAGGUUGUCCAAGAUGAGCUGAUCAAAGGACUGGAUAACAAAAACCCAAAGAUUGUUGUUGCUUGCAUUGAAACGCUAAGGAAAGCGCUUUGUGAAUUUGGAUCCAAGAUCAUAACCCUGAAACCUGUAGUGAAAGUGUUGCCAAAACUAUUUGAGUCUAGAGAAAAGGCAGUUCGAGACGAGGCCAAAUUACUAGCUGUGGAGAUCUACAGGUGGAUACGUGAUGCAUUGCGACCUCCCCUUCAGAACAUCAACUCUGUACAGUUGAAAGAGUUGGAGGAAGAAUGGGUGAAACUGCCAACCUCAGCUCCUAAGCAGACAAGGUUCCUGCGUUCCCAACAGGACCUGAAGACCAAGUUCGAGCAGCAACAGGCUGCAGGAGGAGAUAAGGCAGACUGUGACUAUGAGGAGGAGACUGAAGUUCAGGUGGAUGCUUAUGAGCUCUUGGAAGCUGUUGAGAUACUAUCAAAACUUCCUAAAGACUUCUAUGAAAAAAUUGAAGCAAAGAAAUGGCAGGAGAGGAAGGAAGCAUUGGAGGCUGUAGAAGCCUUGACUAAGAAUCCAAAACUAGAGAAUGGAGACUAUGGGGACCUGGUCCGAGCACUAAAAAAGGUUAUUGGUAAAGAUGCCAAUGUGAUGCUGGUGUCCAUGGCUGCCAAAUGCCUAGCUGCACUGGCAGCAGGACUGAGGAAGAAGUUUGGAACAUAUGCAGUUCAUGUGGUGCCAACCAUACUGGAGAAGUUUAAGGAGAAGAAACCUCAGGUGGUUCAGGCCUUGCAGGAGGCCAUUGAUGCAGUCUUCUUUACUACAACUUUGCAGAACAUCAGUGAGGAUGUUCUGGCAGUUAUGGACAACAAGAACCCCUCAAUCAAGCAACAGGCUUCGCUUUUCCUUGCCCGAAGUUUCCGUCACUGUACCCCGAGCACUUUGCCAAAAAGCGUUCUGAAGCCCUUCUGUGCAGCGUUCCUCAAGCAAGUGAAUGAUUCUGCUCCAGAAGUCAGAGAUGCUGCUUUUGAGGCUUUGGGGACUGCCAUGAAGGUGGUAGGGGAGAAAGCGGUUAACCCAUUCCUGGCUGAUGUUGAAAAACUCAAGUUGGAUAAGAUAAAAGAAUGUGCCGAUAAAGUGGAGCUUGUUGGAGGAAAGAAAGGUGGUGGUGGAGGAGGGGAGAAGAAAGAGAAACAAGCUGCAAAAGCACCUCCACCGGUUGAAGCUUCUGCCAAACCCUCCGGCCCUCCCAAGAAAGCUCCGCCAGCAAAGGCCCCUGGACCUCCCAAGAAGGGCAAGCCUGCCUCUGCUCCCAGUGGAAAGUCCAAGAAAGCUCCAGAUACUAAGGAAAUGGUAGAGACAGAGUUAUCUCUGGAAGUGUGCGAGGAGAAAGCUGCUGCUGUGCUCCCAGCCUCCUGUAUGCAGCUGCUGGACAGCACCAACUGGAAGGAGAGACUCGCUAGCAUGGAGGAGUUUCAGAGAGCUGUGGAACAGAUGGACAAAUCUGAAAUGCCGUGCCAGUCCCUUGUCAAGAUGCUGGCUAAGAAACCAGGAUGGAAAGAGACCAACUUUCAGGUCAUGCAAAUGAAGCUGCACAUUGUGGGCCUAAUCGCACAAAAAGGGUCUUUCUCAAAGACAUCAGCACUGGUGGUUCUGGAUGGUCUCGUUGAUAAGAUUGGAGAUGUGAAAUGUGGAAGUAAUGCUAAAGAAGGUCUGACUGCGAUCGGGGAGGCCUGUUCGCUACCUUGGACUGCAGAACAGGUAGUCUCACUGGCUUUUGCUCAGAAGAAUCCUAAAAACCAAGCAGAGACUUUGAACUGGUUGGCCAAUGCCAUGAAGGAGUUUGGAUUUGCAGGAAUAAAUGUGAAGGCAUUCAUCAACAAUGUCAAAACUGCUCUGGGUGCUACAAAUCCGGCUGUGAGGACAUCAGCGAUCGCUCUGCUGGGAGUCAUGUACCUGUAUAUGGGAGCUCCCCUGCGCAUGUUCUUUGAAGAUGAAAAACCUGCCCUGCUUUUGCAAAUAGAUGCUGAGUUUGAAAAGAUGCAGGGCCAGACUCCUCCUGCAUCCAUCCGUGGCACCAAGAAAACUGGAGUUGUGGAAGAGAGAGAAGAGGCUGAGGAAGAGGAAGUGGAUUGUGGAGCUGGAGCCAUCAUGGACCUGCUGCCCAGAACUGACAUCAGUGAUAAAAUCACAUCAGACAUGGUGUCAAAGAUUGGAGAUAAGAACUGGAAGAUCAGAAAGGAAGGGCUUGAUGAGGUGACAGCUGUCAUUUCUGAGGCAAAAUUCAUCCAGGCCAACAUCGGCGAGCUGCCCAUGGCCCUGAAGGGACGUCUCAAUGACUCCAACAAAAUACUGGUUCAGCAGACACUUGGUAUUCUGCAGCAGAUAGCCACUGCCAUUGGUCCAGCUCUCAAACAACAUGUCAAGAACCUGGGAUUCUCCAUUAUUACUGUUCUUGGAGACAGCAAGUCCAAUGUCCGUGCUGCUGCCAUGACAACGCUGAAUGCCUGGGUGGAUCAGACAGGAAUGAAGGAGUGGCUUGAAGGAGAGGACCUGUCAGAAGAGCUCAAGAAGGAGAACCCCUUCCUCAGACAGGAGGUGCUUGGCUGGCUGGCUGAGAAGCUGCCCACUAUGCACACAGUGCCUGCAGACCUGAUGCAGUGUGUGCCUCCCCUGUAUGCCUGUCUAGAGGACCGCAGUGGCGAUGUGCGCAAGAAAGCUCAGGACGCCCUCCCCACCUUCAUGAUGCACCUGAGUUACGAGAAGAUGAGCAAAGCUGCUGGCAAACUGAAGCCAGCCUCAAAGGACCAGGUGAUUGGCAUGCUGGAGAAGGCCAGGGCCUUGAUGCCAGCCAAGCUUGCAGCUCCUGCCAAAGCUGCUGCUUCCAAACCCGGCUCCAGCGCCCCUGUCUCCAAACCAGCCUCAGCUCGAACCAGGAACCAGACUCCCAGUGAAGAUUUUGGUGAACCAGAACCCAAACCAGACACCAAGAAAACUAAACCAGCGGGGCCUGCGGCUAAAAAGGGUGUCGUUGGAAAGAAACUUCCAGUCAAGGCUGGUGUAAAGGAUGAGGAAGACAGGUCUGGGGCCAUCUUCAUCCUCGUACCCAAUGGCAAAGAGCAAAGGAUCAAGGAAGAAAAGACAUUGAAGAUUCUGAAGUGGAAUUUCGUGACUCCUCGUGACGAGUAUGUGGAACAGCUGAAGACUCAAAUGUCAACAUGUCUGGCCAAGUGGCUCCAAGAUGAGCUCUUCCACUUUGACUUUCAGCGGCAUGUUAAAGCUAUCGGAGUCAUGAUUGAGCGCUUGGAGGCUGAGUCUGAGGCUGUGAUUGGCUCUCUGGAUCUGGUGCUGAAGUGGUUCACCCUGCGGUUCUUUGACACCAACACCAGUGUGUUGAUGAAAGUCCUGGAGUUCUUGAAGCUGCUCUUCACCAUGCUGAGCAGGAAGAACUACCAGCUCAACGACUAUGAGGCCGCCUCUUUCAUCCCCUACCUGAUCCUUAAGGUUGGAGAGUCAAAAGAUGUGGUGCGCAAGGAUGUUCGUGCUAUUCUGACGAUGCUAUGUAAAGUUUAUGCUGCCAGUAAAGUCUUUCCUUUGCUUAUGGAUGGGACUAAAUCGAAGAACUCCAAGCAGAGAUCUGAAUGUCUUGAGGAGCUUGGGUGCCUGAUCGAGAACUUUGGUAUGAAUGUGUGUCAGCCGACUCCAGCCAAGGCUCUUAAAGAAAUCGCUGUUCACAUUGGAGACCGUGACACUACUGUCCGCAACGCUGCACUCAAUACUGUUGUGGCUGCCUACAACACUUGUGGAGAACAAGUCUUCAAACUGAUCGGCAAUCUAUCAGAGAAGGAGAUGAGCAUGCUUGAGGAGAGAAUCAAACGCUCCGCUAAGAAGACACCUGCGCCCGCAGCCAAACCGGAGCGAACCCAGAGGGAACAGCCCACCAAUCCCAACGCUACCUUCCUCCGCAAGGCUCCUCAGGAGGAGGUGCCCAAUAAACUCAAAAUAAUGUAUCGCACUUACAGGAUUCAAGCUCGGGCACAGAAUGCCCAAUUUGAGCAGUCUGCUCCAUCCAUCCCAAAAGAGUUUCAGCUGGAUCUUGAUGUGUUUGAGAACAACCACACCUGUGCCAGCGACAUACCCGACUUGGUGCAGCACAAACUGGAUGAAGUUCUGGAGCCAGUCAUGAUACCUGAGCGCAAGAUGCGUGCGGUUUCCCCUCAUUUUGAUGACAUGCACAAUAGCACUGCCUCUACCAUCAACUUCGUCAUCUCGCAGGUGGCCAGUGGAGACAUGAACACCAGUAUCCAGGCCUUAGCACAGAUCGAUGAGGUUUUGAGGCAGGCCGACAAGGCAGAAGCAAUGUCUGGACACAUCGACCAGUUCCUCAUUGCCACUUUCAUGCAGCUGCGGCUCAUUUACAACACGCACAUGGCUGAUGAGCGCCUGGACAAGAAGGACAUCUUCAAACUCUACAGCUGCAUCAUAGGAAACAUGCUCUCUCUGUUCUCAAUGGAGAAUCUGGCACGGGAGGCUUCCAUGGGCGUCCUGAAAGACCUGAUGCAUGGUCUGAUCACGCUAAUGUUGGACUCCAGAGUGGAGGAUAUUGAGGAUGGACAGCAGCUCAUUCGUUCCGUCAAUCUGCUUGUGGUUCGAGUGCUGGAGAAGUCUGACCAGACAAACAUCCUGAGUGCUUUGCUGGUGCUGCUGCAGGACAGUCUUACCAGCACUGCUGGCUCCCCCAUGUUCUCUGAACUUGUCAUGAAGUGUCUGUGGAGAAUGAUCCGUUUCCUGCCUCAGACCAUCAACAGCAUUAAUUUGGACCGCAUCCUGCUGGACGUGCACAACUUCAUGAAGGUUUUUCCUAAAGAUAAGCUCAAACAGCUCAAGAGUGAUGUUCCCCACCGGACUCUGAAGACACUGCUACAUACGCUUUGUAGGCUCACUGGUGCCAAGAUAUUGGAACACAUGUCCAUGAUUGAGAACCGUAACGAGUCCGAACUGGAGGCCCACCUCAGGCGGGUGGUUAAACAUUCAGUAAACCUCUCUGGACUAAAGUCUGACAAGAGCACAGAGAAGGGUGCCCUCCGAUCGGAUGACAAAGUGAUCAAGGCCAAAGUGAGCGACAUCCUGUCUGAGAUCUUUAAGAAGAUCGGCUCCAAGGAGAACACUAAAGAGGGUUUGACAGAGCUGUACGAGUACAAGCAGAAGUAUUCUGAUGCAGAUCUUGAGCCCUUCUUGAGGAACACCUCCCAAUUCUUCCAGAGUUAUGUGGAGCGAGGACUUCGCAUGAUCGAGUCUGAGCGUGAAGGAAAAGGCAGAAUCCAGACCUCCACAGUAAUCCCUCAGCACAGCACAGAUUCCUAUUUGCCAAGCUCCAGCUCUGUGUCCAUCAGUAGUAAUGGAGAAGAUCUAAAUGCUGCAGCCUACUACGAGAGACUCAAGAUCUUGCGGCAACGGCGUGGCCUUGAGAACUCUGCGCCUGAGGAAGACAGACCUCCUCUCAGCUCACUGAGACCAUCGGUGGCCUCCUCCACAGACAUGCUCCACAGUAAACUCUCCCAGCUGAAGGAGUCUCGUGAGCAUUUCCAGCAGGAGCAGUCUCAGUCCGACAGACCCACUCGCUCCUCUUCCCCCGCCUCCAACCUCGAUGACCUCAAAAAAAGACUGGAGAGGAUAAAGAGCAACCGCCAGUAGAUCUAUGCCCUGCUUUCAUUUUAUGCUCUCACUAGAUGGUCAGCUAACUCUCACAUCUCAAGGCUUUCUCAACCCAACAUCACAAUCCCUUUAUUUAUCAGGGUAAACACGUGCAUAGAUAACAGUUAUGCGAAUAGGACAAAAAUUAACUCCAACAGAUGUCUACAUUGUAUGAUAUUAAGUAAACAAAUUUCUGUAUGUUAGUAUUGUGCACAAUUGUUUUUGUACAUAGUGGCUAACCACACCAAGCUUUCAUGUGUCAUUUUAGGGUUUUGCGUGUACAGGUUCCAUGUGCAGAAUUCUGUAAUGUGUAAGUGAGGCUGAUGUUUUUGUUUUUUUUAAAUAGACGUUUUAAAAAAAUCUAAAUUUAAAAUGUCACUUUCACUUCUGUCUGUUCAACACUGUCAUUUUUGCUGUUUUCUUUCUGCCUUUUUCUUUCCAUCUUUCGUCUUUUGAAGCUUUCAUAACUCUGAAGGAUUGAUUCCUUUUAAGGAGCAUGGCAUGAAGUACUGGAUCAUUAUUUUAUGUAAAUAAAGUUUGCAUUACUUAACGCCAUUAAUUCCAUUUUCCUUUUAAUAAUAUUCCCUACAAUUUGCACUCUGUAGUGGAAUGUUGGUAAUUGAUGCAUUGUUUUGUAUUAUCCAACUGGGAUUAGUGUUGAAGUGUUGCUAUUAAGUGUAUAAUCUAUAGUGAAAAUGGCAAUAAACUUUUUUUAUAUAUAUAUAAUUUAAUAAACUGUUGUGGUGUUUUACCUUUUUUAAGGGACUUGAAAGUUUCAUUAUUGCAUUACAAACACUUGCAUAUGUUCUGUAAGACAAUCAUAUGUCCUCAAGAUGGCAGCAAGAAUAUUUUUUAGAUAUUUUCAAAGCCUGAAUGUUAAAAAUUUCACUUCACAUGUGUCCAAAAAAUAGGUUACUGAAUGGUAAAGUGUUUAGUUCAUGGUGCACCUGAUCCUGUAAAAUUAUUAUUUUUUAUUCUUUUGCUAUUACACAACCAAACUGGUUCUUAUUUUCCUCGUUUUUGAGUAUAGCAUACUGCUAAUUGUCAACCAGCCUGGCAAAGUACGGUGCAUUGAGGAAGUAUUCAGACCCCUUUUUUUUUUCUUUUUACAUUUUAUGUUGCAGCCUUGUGCUGAAAUGCUUUUAAAUUAUUUUUUUCACAUCAGUCUCCAUACCCCAUAAUGACAAGUCAAAAACCAGAUUUUUGAUAACUGCAAAUGAAAUAAACUGAAAUAUCACAUUAACAUAAGUAUUCAGACCCUUAACUCAGUACUUUGUUGAAGCACCUUUGGCAGCGAUUACAGCCUCAAGUCUUUCUGGGUUUGGGGAUUUUCUGCCUUCUCUGCAGAUCCUCAAGAUUUGUCAGGUUGGAUGGGACUGUUGGUGGACAGCAAUUUUCAGGUCACACCAGAGAUGUUUGAUUGGGUUCAAGUCCAAGCUCUGACUGGGCCACUCAUACGGAGUUGUCCAAAAGCCAUUCUUGUGUUGUCUUGGCUGUGUGCUUUUGGUCAUUGCCCUUUUGGAAAGUGAACCUUCGGCCCAGUUCCCGAGCGCUCUUGACAAGGUUUUCAUAAGGAUAUCUCUGUAUUUUGCUGCAUUGAGCUUUCCUUCAACCCUGACCAGUCCCCCAGUCACUGCUGCUGAAAAACAGCCCCACAGCAUGAUAUUACCACCACCAUGCUUCACCGUUGGUGUGUUGCGCAGGUGAUGAGCGGUGCCUGAUUUCCUGACAUAACACUUGUAAUGGAGGACAAACAGUUCAAUUUGCAUUUCAUCAGACCAGAGAAUCUUAUUUCUCACAGUCUGAGUCUUUUAGGUGCUAUUUUAUGUGUCUUGCACGGAGGAGAGGCUUCCGUCUGGCCACUCUGCCAUAAAGCCCAGAUCGGUGGAGUGUUGCAGUGAUUAUUGUCCAUCUGCAAGUUUCUCCCAUCUCCAUACCUGAUCUCUGGAGCUCAACCAGAGUGACCAUCGGGUCUGUUUGGCCAGACUUCUUCAGUUUAAGAAUUAUGGUGGCCACUGUGCUAUUGGGAACCUUCAAUGCAGCAGAAAUUGUUUUGUAGCCUUCCCCAGGUCUGUGCCUCGAUACAAUCCUGUCUCUGAGAUCUGCAGGCAGUUCCUUUAACCCCAUGGCUUGGUUUUUCGCUCUGAUAUGCAUUUUCAGCUGUGAGAGCUUAUAUAGACAGAUGUGUGCCUUUCCAAAUCAUGUCCAAUCAAUUAAAUUUUCCACAGGUGGACUCCAAUCAAAGUGUAGAAACAUCUCAAAGAUAAUCCAGAGAAAUGGGAUGCACCAGAGCAAAAUUUCAAGUGUCAUGGCAAAGGGUCUGAAUACUUAUGUCAGAGUGAUAUUUCAGUUUUUCUCUUUUUAAUAAAUUUGUAAAGUUAUCAA
Molecule: messenger RNA, 8545 nt
Organism: Xyrauchen texanus (razorback sucker)
Lineage: Eukaryota; Metazoa; Chordata; Actinopteri; Cypriniformes; Catostomidae
Product: cytoskeleton-associated protein 5-like
Exons: 45
Coding region: 116-6160 (2014 amino acids)
Biological process (GO): centrosome duplication; mitotic spindle organization; establishment or maintenance of microtubule cytoskeleton polarity
Cellular component (GO): spindle pole; centrosome; microtubule plus-end
Molecular function (GO): microtubule plus-end binding; microtubule plus end polymerase activity
Source: RefSeq, a predicted model, not a curated record